AAAUGACAAUGCAAGUAGCCAUUAUUCAAGUCAACAUUACAGACUUCUGAACAAAUCAUAUCAAAUAUACCAAACAAUCCAAGAAAAUCGGCCCACUAGACUUGUAAGUAAAAGCAAGCUUUUACAAGUCUCUUAAAUCGUCCGCAUCAUUUGACUUAUGCAUUGAGCUCACAACCUCAGUUUCACUAUCAAUAAUUGAAGAAAUAAUUCGGGAACUAGGAGAUAAGAUUCCAAAUCUCAGGACAGGAUCCCAUAUUCUAGCAUUUCACAUUGCCAUAAGAGAUAAGUGCUAGGGAAGGACACAAGGGAAAAAUAGAAAAAUGGGUUCCAUGGGAGUAGUGGGUGAAGAGGUUCAGCCAAGAAGUUACUGGAGAUGGAGCAAACAAGAUUUCCUACCAGAAGAAUCCUUUCAAAGUUGGAGCGCAUAUCGGACCGCCCUGUCACAAACAGGCUACAGGUUCAAGAACCGUCUCAUAAGCAGAUCAGAUGAUAACAAUGAGAUUGGGGAACUUCCAAAGCGAAGUGAAAAUGACAUGAAGCGUUGCCUCACAUGGUGGGGUCUCAUCUGGUUUGGAUUUGGUUCAGUAAUUGGUGCAGGCAUCUUUGUGCUUACUGGGCAAGAAACUCAUGACCAUGCUGGACCAGCUAUUGUCUUGUCCUAUGUUGCUUCCGGUGUCUCGGCAAUGCUCUCUGUCCUCUGCUACACAGAAUUUUCAGUGGAAGUCCCUGUGGCAGGUGGAGCUUUUGCUUACCUGCGGAUAGAAUUAGGAGACUUUAUAGCAUUCAUAACAGCAGGAAACAUACUUCUUGAGGGCUUUGUCGGAAGUGCAGCAGUUGCUAGAUCAUGGACUUCUUACUUCACAUCACUCUUGAAUCGUCCCUCCAACUCAUUACGCAUCCAUACAAAUCUGACGGAGGGGUUCAAUCUACUUGACCCAAUAGCUGUUGCUGUUCUGACAAUAGCUGCAACAAUUGCAAUGAUCAGCACAAAGAAGACCUCUUACUUAAACUGGAUCGCAUCUGUUGUCAAUAAUGUUUUAAUUCUGUUUGUGAUAAUUGCAGCAUUUAUCCAUGCCAACCCAUCAAAUAUGAAACCCUUUUUUCCGUUUGGGGCUAAAGGAGUCUUUCAAGCAUCUGCAAUUGUUUACUUUGCUUAUGGAGGAUUUGACAAUAUCGCCACCAUGGCUGAAGAAACCAAAAAUCCAUCCAGAGACAUACCGAUAGGAUUAAUUGGAUCAAUGUCAAUCAUCACUGUCGUAUAUUGUUUAAUGGCAGUUUCACUGCCUAUGAUGCAGAAAUACACAGAUAUAGACAGAAAUGCAGCCUACUCUGUAGCAUUUCAAAGUGUGGGCAUGACAUGGGCCAAGUACCUGGUAGCCCUAGGUGCCCUGAAGGGAAUGACCACUGUUCUUCUGGUUGGGACACUUGGAGAGGCACGGUAUAUCACUCAUAUUGCACGAGCCCACAUGAUUCCACCAUGGUUUGCUCUUGUCCAUCCAAAGACAGGAACCCCCAUAAAUGCUACAGUCUUGAUUGUCAUUCCAAGUGCUUGUAUUGCUUUGUUUUCGAGCUUGGAUGUUUUGGCAGGUCUGUUAUCAGUGAGCACACUCUUUAUCUUCAUGAUGAUGGCUGUCGCACUUCUAGUGAGGAGGUACUACGUGAGAGAAAUCACCCCACAACAACAUCUUUUGAAGCUAGUCAUUUUCUUGCUGAUCAUCAUUGCUUCUUCCAUGGGGACUUCGGCUUACUGGGGACUAAAUCCCAAUGGUUGGGUUGGUUAUGUUGUGACAGUUCCUCUUUGGUUCUUUGGGACUUUGGCAAUGGCAGUAUUUUUACCCCAACAGAGGUCACCAAAAGUUUGGGGGGUUCCGCUGGUUCCUUGGUUGCCAUCCUUGUCAAUUGCAACAAACAUUUUUCUUAUGGGAUCUCUGGGUUCUAAAGCUUUUGAAAGAUUUGGAAUCUGCACCGUAGUAAUGCUUAUUUACUAUGUCUUCUUUGGUCUGCAUGCAACUUAUGAUAUGGCCCAUAAGCAAGACCAGCCAGAAUCCCUGAAAGACAAUGACAGCAACAUCAGAGAGAAGGCAGAGCCUUGAAAUCACAGUACCGUCUGAACGUUCUUCGUAGGAAUGCUUCUUCAGUUUCAUUUUAUAUUAUGAUGCAACUAGUUUUGAGAACAAAUUAUUCUUAAUGUAACAAUAAACAAAACUGUACUACUUGCAGCAGUGUGAUUAUUACACAAAUAUCAGAUGUCAAAGUAAUCUUUGGUUUUGGAUACAUAAUAGAAUGCACGCUGGACAUAUGAAAAAUAAAAA
This is a messenger RNA of Prunus avium (sweet cherry), 2312 nucleotides long. RefSeq names its product cationic amino acid transporter 5 (gene CAT5). Gene Ontology annotation, molecular function: L-lysine transmembrane transporter activity; L-glutamate transmembrane transporter activity. The record is from RefSeq and is a predicted model, not a curated record. Lineage: Eukaryota; Viridiplantae; Streptophyta; Magnoliopsida; Rosales; Rosaceae. Gene Ontology annotation, biological process: amino acid transport; transmembrane transport. Gene Ontology annotation, cellular component: plasma membrane.